Ficedula albicollis (Collared flycatcher) is the source of this 1062-nucleotide messenger RNA. RefSeq names its product protein phosphatase 1 regulatory inhibitor subunit 1B (gene PPP1R1B). The coding region runs from base 369 to 1019 and encodes 216 amino acids. NCBI's taxonomy places the organism in Eukaryota, Metazoa, Chordata, Aves, Passeriformes, Muscicapidae. The transcript has 7 exons. Gene Ontology annotation, molecular function: protein phosphatase inhibitor activity. The record is from RefSeq and is a predicted model, not a curated record. Gene Ontology annotation, cellular component: cytoplasm. Gene Ontology annotation, biological process: intracellular signal transduction.
GACACGCAUGGAGCCACCUGUCCCUGUCCUAUCCCAACCGGCCACUGCUGGUGGGGUGCCCCAUGGCAGGGAAGGGGUUAAGGACCCCUCACAGGUUGGCUGAACCCCCCGGGGGGCUCCCCAAGGGCUCAUUACCGCGGCCUCAGCCCCCCUGCCCGGGGAGGGGGGGAUGAAUAAUUCAGCGCCUGGUAGGAAGACGUGUCCUCCCUCCCUCUCCUUCCUCCUCCUCCUCCUCCUCCUCACCGGCUCUGCCUUCCCCACCUCCCGCCACUCUCAUUCCUCGCCGUACCGAGCCCCGGGUGCCACCGAAUUCCUCUCGGUACCGGUGCCAGAGACCCCCCCGGCUCCGGUGACUCCCGGCCAAGGCCAUGGACCCCAAGGAGCGCAAGAAGAUCCAGUUCUCCGUGCCGGCUCCCCCCAGCAACCUGGACCCCCGCGCCGUCGAGAUGAUCCGCCGGCGGAGGCCCACGCCGGCCAUGCUCUUCCAGCUGUCCGAACACUCCUCCCCAGAGGACGAGAACCUGCCCUACCAGCGCUCGGGCGAGGGCUGCUUGCUCAAACCAAAGAGGACCAACCCGUGUGCCUACACCCCGCCCUCGCUCAAAGCGGUGCAGCGCAUCGUGCAGUCCCACCUGGAGAGCGGCAUGGGCGGGGGUGACAGCUCCGACGGGGAGCCCGAUGACGGCUGCGACCCCGACAGUGCCCUGGAGUCUGGUGAGGGGACGGGGGACCGGUGUCACCUCACGCUGUGGGUCCCUGGGGCCACCGUGCUGGCCCCUACAGGCGGGCAGAAGGUGUCCUUUGCCGGCGGCAUCGACGAGCGCGAGGAGGACCUGAAGUCGCUGACGGUGUCAGAGAUCCCCGAGGACCCCGAGGGAGCGGAGGGUGACGAGGAGGAGCCGGGGCAGGAGCAGGACGGUGGCACCGGGGAGCGGCGACACGUCGGCUUCGCCGAGGUGCCCUCGCGUCCUAUCGGCACCGAGCGCCACUCGCCCACCUUCCCGCUGGGCACCAGUUAGCUGCCACCGGGCACCGGGCACCGGCCCCCCGGCCCCCCGGCCC